GCAUCGCGUCUUUUUUUUGCCAGUUGACAAAAUUUUGUUGAUUUUGAUUAUUUACGUCGAUUUCUCAGAGCAAUUUUAGUCGAAAAAUAGUUGUAAUUAGCGCAUUUUACGUUAAUUUUAAGUUUAAUUACAACGUUCCAGCGAUCAACCGUCAAUAGUGUUUCAGUGUCCAUCUUGAACCAAGCUUCGAAAUGAAUUUUCGCGACCGUUCGCCCGGUACUAGAAUGGGAGGACCCCGAUUCAGACCAGAUUUUCGACCCGGUUUCGGACGCGGAAUGAACAGGAAUAUGAACGAUAGACCCAGACCACCAGUAUGGAAAGACGACAGAUACGAUAAUAAUAACGCCGGUGGAUAUCGUGGACCUCCUCCGAACAUGGAUAAUCGAGAUUUACCAAAAGAUCAACCUCAGAGAGAUUUUGGACCUGGUCACGGACCCAAUAGAUUACCUCCCGAACGAGAUUUGAGACCACCUUUGGGAGGUAAUAAUUCUAGACCGGCUCCGGAGCCGAAUAAAUGGAACGAACCGGUGAAACCUGCGGCUCCCCUCGGACCUCCUGUACAACCCACUGGAACGGUUUCAAAUGCUGCGCGUACCAAUGACGUCGAGAUAAUCGUUACACAUAAAAGUUUAACAGUGUACGCUGAAUUCAUCGAACGUCGUUUAAAGACACUCGGCUUGAGUGUCGAUUUAUUAUUUCCAAAUGAGGAAGUUCCAUUGGGUCGUGUUUUGGCCAAUAUCGCUAGUCGAGGUACACUGUACGCUUUGAUCGUCACGCAACUCAAUGAGCAACGACGUAGCAUUACUGUUAACGUAUUAUAUGGUCAAACUCAAGAACACCGGAAUAUGCCUCUCGAGGAGGCGAUAGCUCUUAUUGUAAAGUUAUUCGAUUGUUAUAUGAAAGGAGAGAAGUGCCCUGUUCUGCCUCCCGUUGGAGCUACAUCGAUUACCGCUGGCGGAGUUCCUCUGGGUGACAGGCAUCCUGAAGUAAUACAGAAUCUAUUGGGUAUUUUGAUAGAGAAUCGUUCUUUAUCUGCUAUGCAAUACGAGAAGCUCAUCGGUUACUUGCAAGAGAAAAAGGAUCAAGUUAGAGCAGAACCUACAGUACCUCAAAACAAGACGGCCGAACUACAAAAUCGAAUACUUAGCUUACUAGGCGGCGACAAAUCACUCCCACCGACUCAGCAAUCGAAUCCAACAGUGAUGAAGGAUUCACCGGCGAUGAAAGCCAUCCAAAGUAUAAUGCAAAGGGAAAUGGGGCAUUCGCACGUCGGUAAUUACGGAGCACCUAGAGGGCCCAGGAUAUAAUCAUUUCCAGCUUCAUUGAACUAUGUGUAUUGAAAUUUGACCAACGAUUUCACCGCUCUACCGAAUACCUCAGGCGAAGAGCUGACGAAUUGUUAUAAUUUUUUUUGUUAUCGUUUGAACGAACAUUUGACUCCCUUAUCGCGCGAUGUCGCGAUUUUGCAAAAAUUGUGUAUUUUUUUCCUCAUUUUUAUUUCUCUCUUUCCAUCUUAUUAGGUAUAUAUAAUGAUUAUUAUCGAUUCAUUCAAUUCCUCGAUUAAAUUAUCAUUUUCUAAAUAUCGUCGUAUUUUUUACUUACCUAUUCGCGAAUUCGAAUUCUAUUCUUCGCAGAUCUCAUCAUCUCAGCACGUCUGAAGAUCUUCCUACUAUCAAUACAGAGUUAUCGUCUUCGAUUUUCCCUUUCGCGAGCUUCGUCUUACAACAUUUUCGAAUACCUGACUGUAAAAUUACAACACAAAACAAACGAAUGAUAUUAAUAAGCAUUUAAUCAGCCAAUAAAUCCAUCUUAUAAAUAUAAAUACUAAUUACAAAAUCCCAUUUUCAGUUAUUUAUCUUAAAAUUACAUACGAAAGGAGAAAAAAAUAUACAACAUACGACGAAAAAAGAAAAAAAUUACAAUACAAUACAUCGAUGAUGCAAAAUGGAGAAAAAAAAUAUAAAACAAACUUUACUUAAACGCCUAACUAUGUACAAUGUUUUUUUUUUUAUUUAUUUAAAAAAAUAAUGUAAUAAAAUUUAUUAUAUUUUUGCGUAGGUAAUUCACGAUUAAAUUUAAAAUAUACUUCACAAUUGUUCUUCACAUCAGCGUAGGUAAAGGUAUUGAUAGGUAGGUAUCAUAAUAUAAAUUACGUAGGUAGGUAAAGGUACACGAAUCAAUCAUUUA
This is a messenger RNA of Planococcus citri (citrus mealybug), 2187 nucleotides long. RefSeq names its product Neosin (gene Neos). The transcript is spliced from 7 exons. Lineage: Eukaryota; Metazoa; Arthropoda; Insecta; Hemiptera; Pseudococcidae. The record is from RefSeq and is a predicted model, not a curated record. The coding region runs from base 192 to 1307 and encodes 371 amino acids.